Lactuca saligna is the source of this 285-nucleotide messenger RNA. NCBI's taxonomy places the organism in Eukaryota, Viridiplantae, Streptophyta, Magnoliopsida, Asterales, Asteraceae. The record is from the annotation of a GenBank genome assembly.
AUGGAAUCUGAAGAUAUUUUUCAUUCAACCUCCGAGCCAGAGAUUGAGGAGGUCAAUGAUUCUCCUUCAACCAUUGUGGCUGAGGAACAUGAUCAUCAUAAAGAAGAUGAAACACAAUCUGCUCAAGAUGAUGAUGAUGAUCUUUAUGGUGAUGUCGAGUUUUUGAAGGAAAUUGAUUUUACAGGGAUUAGUGAUGACAUCCUGACAAAUAUAGAAUUUGAUCUUGAUGAUGAAGAAUUCGGUCCUUUUCCUGGAAUUCCCAGCAGCUGUCCUGUAACAAUGUAA